UUUCUCCCUAUUCAACCAUCACGUAUUUUCACAUCUAUGGAGGUUUUGAGGUACUAAUUUUGCUUUAUUGAAUCUUUGGGUGCAGCUAAGCUUGUUAUAUAAACUGGAUGAAAAAAUGCAUAAUCUUCGUAUCCUGAUAUCCCGUCUUUCUUCCCCGAAGAAAUCCAUGUCCCCUCAAAUCGAACCAUUUCGAGGAUUGGCUUCACGCGCGUUUUGUUCAAAAUCCGAUGAUUCCGAUGAUCUGGGUUGGGGCACUGCUUCCUCGUGGUCCAGUCGCUUGACCAAGGACCAUUUUGAUGGAACCAUGAGUCCCCAAGAGAGUAGUGGCGAUUCCGAGCAAUCCGCAACAGUUUCGGAUCUUGAGAAUGUAUACGGUGCUGUGAAACAGUUGAAUGAGGAAAACAGGACGUUUAAGCGGUUCGUCGAUGGAUGGGAUCAGCGAUUCCUCGAAACGAGCGUUUUGUUGAAGCAAGUGCUUGAGCCUGGUGCUAGAGGGGCUUAUCUUAAGAACUCUGAAAAGGAUGAAAUGUACCGCUUGCAUAAGGAGAAUCCCGAGGUUUAUACUGUUGAGAAAUUGGCUAAGGAUUAUAGGAUUAUGCGACAGAGAGUGGAAGCUAUUCUUUGGCUUAAGAAAGAUGAGGAGGAAAUGGAGAAGAGAAAUGCCCUUCCUCUUGAUGACUCUGUCGAGGUGCUUCUUGACAGUUGCCCUGAACUUUUAAAUGCCCAUGACCGGGAAUUCCACGUAGCAACCCUUCGAUACAAACCAGAGUACAAGGUUAUGCCCGAGGGUUGGGAUGGCACCACCAAGGAUCCGGAUGAAUAUCAUUAUGAGAUCUCCAAGAAAGAGGAUGAUAUGCUUUAUGAAGAAUUUGUUCAGAGGUUUAACUUCAAUAAAAUGAAGAUUGCUGGUCAAGUAAAGCGACACAGGUAUAGUCGGAGGCGCCCCACUGAAGGUUGGAACUUCACAGUGGAGAAAAUGGGUGCAAAAGGAAAGCGUGGAGGUGGCGGAGGGUGGAAGUUUGUAAGUUUACCGGAUGGGUCAAGUCGACCACUCAAUGAGAUGGAGAAAAUGUACGUAAGACGAGAGACACCACAUCGAAGACGCAGAAUUCUCCCAUGAUGAUUGUUUUUCCAUCAUCUCCAGAUCGUGGUUGUCCUCGACAUGUUCUGCGUGUAUGAUUUAGAGUCCGAGCUGGUGUCAUUUUUAUAUCCGAAAGGUGAACAUCUUCUAGGAACAAACAUAUACAGGGACCAUUAGCACUUCAUGCUAAUUUUGAAGUUUAAUUUGAGAUUAGCGUUUGAACCUUUACACCAUUUCCAAUAAUUGUUAAAAAUUGAACUUUGGACCACAUUUCAUUAUGUUGGAAUUUGAAAGUUGAUUAGCACUUA
Messenger RNA from Hibiscus syriacus, 1389 nucleotides. RefSeq names its product protein GAMETE CELL DEFECTIVE 1, mitochondrial-like. The transcript is spliced from 3 exons. Bases 116 to 1120 code for a protein of 334 amino acids. The record is from RefSeq and is a predicted model, not a curated record. Lineage: Eukaryota; Viridiplantae; Streptophyta; Magnoliopsida; Malvales; Malvaceae.